Liolophura sinensis is the source of this 4547-nucleotide messenger RNA. RefSeq names its product leucine-rich repeat-containing protein 15-like. The record is from RefSeq and is a predicted model, not a curated record. Gene Ontology annotation, molecular function: protein binding. Bases 744 to 3311 code for a protein of 855 amino acids. Lineage: Eukaryota; Metazoa; Mollusca; Polyplacophora; Chitonida; Chitonidae. The transcript is spliced from 2 exons.
UUUCAGAGAUCUUCAGUGCGGUUUGUCCGGACUCUUGUUUAGGAUAUGGGGCAAGUGGUAAGCAGGAAGCGGUCACAUCCUCUAUCACAAUGCUGCCUUACCAGCACACUCAUUAGGCCCGGUCGACUUCCUCUGCAGGAACCUGCCUACCCCACACCAUAACCACCACCAAAACAUGAGCUCUUACAACAACUCAGGAAGUCCAGGAGCCAGUAAAACAACUCUUAACACAGAUUUGGAGCAGUUCAGCUCUGGUGAGGACAAUAUAACCAAGCUUGGUGUAGGGCAGUGCAGCAGAACUGAUGCAUGCUAACCAGAUCAGUCUUAAACAGUGCCAGGUGUACCUUCCACAGGAGACAGAUACAUCUAGGUGGAUAAUUACUUCAUCUGAACACCCCUACGAGUACAUUCCAGCGUAAGCAAAAGGAUUUAUGUGAAGAAACAUUAUUUAUGAGGACAACAAUUCCUGUGACAACAUGAUGUGAAUUUUGCAAGACAAAAGGCUUGUGCAAGACAAUUCUGAAACAAUGUACAACUGAGGACCAAUCCGGAUGCCAUCAAGGACCAUCCUAGCAGAAAAACAUUUACACAAGGACUUUUAAUUCUACCUAUUCUGGAAAUUGUGUUAGUUAUGAGUGCAAUAUAUUUAUUUCAAAACUUUUUUACAUUCAUGAAGAGCAAUUAAGCUGAAGUCCAAACUUCUGCUCAAUACAUUCCUGAAGAACUGUUCACAGGGAAAAAUCAUGGCAGAUGUGUUCAUGGCCCUAAAACUAAAGGUUGUGUUUUUUAUUGUUUUGUUGUCUAAAUUUUCUGCAGGUUGUCCACCUGAAUGCAAAUGUGGACAUCAGAAGGUGGACUGUUCUAACAGACAACUGGACACUGUGCCGAAGUUUGGUCCAGAGCUGCAACGAUCGGUUUAUGUGGAUUUGCGGACAAAUUCUCUUGAAGAAUUGAAAAGGGGCAGUUUCCAACACCUGCAUAAAACACAAACCUUAAUCCUACAAUUCAACAUGAUCAAAAAUAUUGAUGAAGGAACAUUUGCCAAUAUGUCGGCCUUAAAGACUCUUGACCUCAGCGGAAACCAGUUUAAAUCCUUACCACAGGGCAUUUUUAAGCCCCUGACAAAGCUGCACUCGUUGGAUUUGAGUCAGAACUACCUGACAAACGUUGAUGGUGUCUUGUCUUCGCUAACUAGCCUGUAUCGGCUUGACCUAGGUCACAAUAACCUGGCUGCUCUGACUGACACGACCUUCCCUGACCUUCAAGGUCUCAUGUACCUGAUGCUUGGCAACAACAGGUUAUCUGACAUCAGCACAAAUGCCUUCAGCCCCCUUACUAAGCUGUCCUACCUGGUUCUAAAAAACAAUCCCUUGUAUAUAGUGGAUAACAAGUUUGUGAAUAAUCGGCGCAUGUCAUAUGUUGACUUGACAAACUGUAAACUUCAGACGAUUCCAAAAGGUUUACCAUGGGUGCUGCGCUACCUACAGUUGACUCAGAACAAUAUCAUCUAUAUAAACAAAGCCUCCUUGAAGGCAUACAACUAUGUGGCGGUUGUUGUCUUGGACCAGAACAAAAUCCAGUCGGUUGAGCCAGGGGCCUUCUCCCACAUGGUUUACCUCAGACAACUAUGGAUGAAUGGCAAUAAACUGACAAGCAUUCCAGAACAACUUCCUCUUGGACUUCAUUUCCUCUACCUGGAUGCUAACAAUAUCCAGAGUCUUCAUGAGGACAUAUUCACUGAUCGCUCCAAGCUUCUCACCUUCUCGGUCAAGGGGAAUCAACUACACCACAUCUCUGCCAAACACUUCAACAAAAUGUCCGAUGUAACAAAGCUCUACCUCGACAACAACAACCUGACAGAAAUUGAAGACUUCACUUUCAAAUCUCUAGGGAAACUUCAAAAACUGUUCAUUUCUCGCAAUCCACUGAAGAAACUGUCGCGGUACAGCCUUUUUGGAUUACGGCAGCUUAAGUUUCUUGAGCUUGCCUUUGUAACGACAGAUGUAGACAUUGAUGACAUGAUUUUCAGUAAAACACCCAACCUCUCCACCCUUGAGCUUCAGUACAGCAGUGACUUGGCACAAAAAAUCUGCAAUUCACAGAUCAUUCUCAAAACUCUGACCAAUCUGACAGACCUGAAUCUGAUGAGUGCAGAGUUAUCCACCCUUAGCCCACUGCUGCAAGAAGAACUUCCAAAUCUGGAACAGCUACAGUUAGCAGACAACAAAUGGCACUGCGACAAGGCGCUUCUCUGGCUGAACCACUGGAUGAGGCUUGCCAAAACGCUGUUUGUGAACAAAAUGGAUGUUAAAUGUUUCAGUCCUCUAGAGCUCCGAGGGAAGGUGAUCAGUUCCCUGUUUGACUCUCAGUUUGUGCCGGUUACUACAACGACCAUGACCACUGUCCUAUCCAGUACGAGAUCAGACCAACAGGUAUCCUCCACACCGCUGCAACCACUGACCACUGUGUCCAGUACCUCACCUCCUGUACAGACCACAACUCAGCAUCAGCCUCAAAUCACAACUCAAGUAAGGACUCCUGCUGCAACAACAACUGUCACAUCCAAGGAACCUAAGAUAACAAGUGCCUUCACUACAGGCUACAGAAGACAUGACAUCACUACGAAAACUCAGAAAGUUGCUGUUGCCACGACCAUCACAACCACAACAACAGAAAAAACAACAACAAUGAGUCAUCUGCAGCGAACAACGAGUGUGUUCACAAGAACUGGAAGAUUUACAAAGACCAUGCCCACCAAAUACAGAAGUGUUAAAAAGUCUCCAUUAUUCACAUCAACUCAACACUACACAAUAACUACUGAAAAAGGAAGUGCAAAGCCCAAUGAAGUACCCAGGAUAACUACCCCAAAGCCAUCAAGUUUAACGAUAACUCACCAAGUGAAAACAACAUCUGCAGGAGAUACUGAGCUAACCACAGUUUUCUCCCUUCCAGAGAACUCUUCAUCUUCAAUUCUUGCAGAUUCAGAAAAUUUACAAGAGGAGGAAGAGGAGGAUUCUGGGACAAUUACAGCCAUAGCAACAAGCAUUUCUGUCAUUCUCCUCCUGAUUAUUCUCAUUAUUAUCGGAUAUUUAGUAUUCCGAUACCGUCGAAAUCGCCUCAUAUACCACCGUGCAAUUCACUACCAACAACACAGUGAUAUGAUGUACUUUAUUACCGUGUCAGAAUCCGAGACUAAGCCUAUCAAAGGUACGAGUCGCUCAGAGCGGGGUUCUGUAUCCUCUGUCACCAGCCAUGACAUCACUAAUGAGGAAGGAGGAAUCAAGGUGUAUCACUGGGAUGGGGAACAAUAAGGACACAGGUGUUGACAAUCACAGGUGUUGCCGUUGACGAGCGAUACUGUUUUGAUAUACAUGCUACAAUAUAUACGCUAUGACAAUGAAAACCUAACAUUUUGUCUCUUAAAUAACCAGGUUUGAAUUCUAUUCACACCCACGCAUGUAAUGAAAGUGUGCAGGAUAUCUCUUGGAUAUAAAUAUUUAUGACUUCUAGAAUAGCGUAUGUCAUUGCACCAAUUCACAUAUAUAAUAACACAUUACUGCAGUAAUGUUGGGAGAGGCAGAAAUGGCUAUGCACUAUUUUCUAAGCCCAGAGUUUAGCCUGAAACAAUGAACCAACAGGAGAUCAGCCUAUAGAUUCUGUAUGGUAGCCAAGACAACUGGCUUUGAUUCAUGACAAAAGAUCAGCGAGGGCAAAAUGUCAUAUGGUUUUGGUUUCCUCAGGCUUGUGUCAAAGCUGUACAAUAUUGUAUUACAUUUCUUUGGGUUAAAGUUUCCUACAGCAAGAUUUAUUUUGUUUUUCUUACUUCCUGUUAUUGUUUCGCCAACCGACAAAAGGGGUACGGAUUACAUGUAGGUCCUAAGUAGUCAUUUAAGAGGCGUGUAUCAGAUUGUUUUUUUUUUUUGAAAUGUCAGAAAUAGUUGUCAAAAAACUACUGGUAAAGCUAAUUGGAUUUAUUUAUAAGAAGAUAUGAAAGUGAAUUUUAAGAGACAUAUUGUGUACGCUAAUAACAGUAGCAUAUUAUUUUGCAAAUUGGAAACCAUGAAUAUUUUGUUUUCAAUAUCCAUUAAAUAUGAAUAAAUUGGUUUCUUUAGUCUUGGUCUGCAAAAAGACAAUUCUGAUAUGGGCAAUCUUUUAUUGACUACCCGGCUGUUUCCAGAUAUAUAAAGAACUUGUGUGUGUAUGUAUACAGAGAUGUGUGUAAAUACUGUAGUCUGUAUAUUUCAAGCUGAAUGCUUAAAAUUUAAGGCCUGACAUUAAGCAAAGAGUUACUGAAAUUGUAACUUUUGUAGGUUUUCUUCCUUCAUCACUUCGUACUGAUAGAAACGUUUAUCAUAUGUAUAUAAUAUUGUCAACAUUUAUGAUAAUACAGGGCACAAUAUCUUGUUACAAGACAAUCCCACAAUUGCCUUUAUUAUACAUGGGGCCAAAUACGUGGCUACAAUCUAUGUACUGUAGAAAGAUGCCCCCAUGUGUAAUUUGUAAUUUGAACCGACUUGUUUCACACAGAAAUAAAAUUUAGUGUUUUA